AUGGGCAUCUAUGGUCUUACAUGCAUGCCUGAUGGCGACUUUUGGGUGGGUAUGCGUGCAUCCACAGAGAACCUGCUCUGUGCCUUCCUGGCGCUACAGUACACAAGAAAAGUUGAGAAUGAGAGGUGGCGAAGGGGGCCAUGGAUGGCUGGGAAGGAGAGCGUGGAGAAGGUGGGGAGUGGUGUAUACGUACCACAUCUUCUUGAUCCAGUCAUCUAUUUUUGGGCAUUUGGGUUGGAGCACAACCUGCUGUCCGUGGCCUUCAAGAACGUGGUGGGCGGCAGCCGCUCCGCCUGGCACGUCAUCUCGACCAUCCAGCAGAAGACCAACGCCUCGGACAAGAAGUUGCAGUUGAUUAAGGACUAUCGGGAGAAAGUGGAGUCCGAGCUGAGGUCCAUUUGCACCACCGUCCUGGAAUUGUUGGAUAAGUAUUUAACAGCCAAUGCAACUAAUCCAGAGAGCAAGGUUUUCUAUCUGAAAAUGAAGGGAGAUUACUUCCAGUACCUUGCCGAAGUUGCAUGUGGUGAUGAUCGAAAACAAAUGAUAGAUAAUUCCCAGGGAGCUUACCAAGAGACUUUUGAUACAAGCAAGAAAGAGAUGCAACCCACACAUCCCAUCCGCCUGGGGCUGGCUCUUAACUUUUCUGUAUUUUGCUAUGAGAUCUUUAAUAACCCAGAGCUUGCCUGCACGCUGGCUAAAACGGCUUUGAACGAGGCCAUUGCAGAACUUGAUACACUGAAUGAAGAUUCGUAGAAAGACAGCACCCUCAUCAUGCAGUUGCUUAGCGACAACCUAACAUUAUGGACAUCAGACAGUGCAGGAGAAGAAUCUGAUGCGGCAGAAGGGGCAGAAAACUAA
Talpa occidentalis (Iberian mole) is the source of this 858-nucleotide messenger RNA. RefSeq names its product 14-3-3 protein theta-like. Gene Ontology annotation, biological process: signal transduction. Gene Ontology annotation, cellular component: cytoplasm. The record is from RefSeq and is a predicted model, not a curated record. Lineage: Eukaryota; Metazoa; Chordata; Mammalia; Eulipotyphla; Talpidae. The transcript has 3 exons.